AUGAUGAAGAUCUUAUCAAUUUUAGUUUUAUCCAUCGUAUUUUUAUUCGGAUUUGUCCAAUCCAAGGUGUUAUCUGAAGACCCAGCUAUUACUGAUAAAGUUUACUGGGAUAUUGAAGAAGAUGGUAAACCAAUUGGUCGUAUUGUUUUUGGUCUUUUUGGUGGUGUAACUCCAAAGACUGCUGAAAAUUUCAGAGAAUUAACCUUAUCUGAAGAUCCAGCUAUGGGUUAUAUUGAAUCAGGAUUCCAUCGUAUCAUCAAAAAAUUUAUGAUUCAAGGUGGUGAUUUCACUAGAGGUGAUGGUACUGGUGGUAAAUCAAUUUAUGGUAAUAAAUUUGCCGACGAAAAUUUCAUUAUUAAACAUGACAGACCUUACAGACUUUCUAUGGCCAAUGCUGGUAGAAAUACUAAUGGAUCUCAAUUUUUCAUUACCACUGUUGUUACCAGUUGGUUAGAUGGUAAACACGUCGUUUUUGGUAAAGUCUUAGAAGGUUUCGAUGUUGUUGAUUACAUGGAAAAAGUUAAGACCUCAUACGGUGAUAGACCAGUCAAACCGAUUAAAAUUGUUGCUACUGGUAAAAUUGAUUUAACUCCUGAAGAGUUAGCUAAAUUAGAUGUCAAAGAUGAAUUGUAA
Yamadazyma jaroonii is the source of this 633-nucleotide messenger RNA. The record is from the annotation of a GenBank genome assembly. NCBI's taxonomy places the organism in Eukaryota, Fungi, Ascomycota, Pichiomycetes, Serinales, Debaryomycetaceae.